Messenger RNA from Archocentrus centrarchus (flier cichlid), 2988 nucleotides. It is a transcript of the gene hp1bp3, whose product is annotated as heterochromatin protein 1, binding protein 3. Gene Ontology annotation, molecular function: nucleosome binding; DNA binding; structural constituent of chromatin. Lineage: Eukaryota; Metazoa; Chordata; Actinopteri; Cichliformes; Cichlidae. Bases 136 to 1989 code for a protein of 617 amino acids. The transcript has 13 exons. Gene Ontology annotation, cellular component: chromosome; nucleus; nucleosome. The record is from RefSeq and is a predicted model, not a curated record. Gene Ontology annotation, biological process: heterochromatin organization; nucleosome assembly.
GUCGUGACGCAGCACGCUACCAGCAGUCCUAACGGGGCGGGGCUCGUAAACAGAGGAAUCGGAAUAAAGGAUCGUGCAGAAAUUUAGCCUAAAGUGUUUCCGUUUUCCCGACACGUAAAAGAUAAAUCUCCUGUGAUGCCGAUUCGCCGAGCAGCAGCGACUCCGACCCAGGAGAAGGCCCCCUCCGCUGCAGCAGAGAAAGAACCUGAAGCCUCUUCAGAGGAGUCACCUGCUGCUGACGAGGAGCAGGCUGCAUCAUCGACCGCGACUGCCGAGGGCGACCAGGGCAGCGCUGCGGGCAAGACUGCGUCCGCGGAGAACAGCGAAAAGGCCAACGGCGCGGCAGCGGAGAAGGAAGGAGAUGGGAAAGAGAAGAAAGAUGACAAAUGCAAGGACUGCGCGGCUGGACAGUGCGCAACACACUGCUAUGUUCUCCUAUUAAGGUUGAAGGAUGGCUACAAGUACGAGAAGUCUAAAGUCAAGAAGGUGAAACGGACGAUUCCUGCGUGGGCUAGUGUCACUGCAAGCAAAAAGGUCCCUGUUACCAACUUUGCCGGCACUCAGAACAAAGUGGAUAACAUCCUCAUUGAAGCUAUCACGUCUUGCAAUGACAGGUCUGGGGUUUCGUAUCAAUCUGUCAUGAAAUAUAUCGUGAAAAAAUACCCAGGGAUGGAGCUCGACAGGAAGAAGUUUCUCAUCAAGAAGGCGAUGAAGAAACAUUUGGAGAAGGGAACCAUUAAACAGCUGAAGGGUAAAGGUCUUUCAGGAACCUUUACCAUUGGGAAGCAGACUCCCCUCUCUAAGAAAGCUGCUCUGAAGCAGGAAUCUCUGGGAGACGCUCUUCCUCUCAUCAUCACUCGGCUCUGUGAGCCCAAAGAGGCCUCCUACAACCUGAUCAAGAAGUACCUGGAGCAGCAUUUUCCCAGCUUUAACAUCGAAAACAGGCCAGAAGUCUUGAAGUCUGCCCUGGUGAGAGCUGUUGAAAAAGGACAGCUGGAGCAAAUCACUGGGAAAGGAGCAAGAGGGACUUUUCAGCUGAAGCGCACUGGCAACAAGGUCCUGCUGAAGGGUGGAACCUUGGAGGACGCCAUCACCGCAGCUAUCACAGCCAUGAAUGAACCUAAAACCUGCAGCACAACAACUCUACGACGAUACCUAUUAGACGCCAACAAGGACAGAAAGGAGUACCAGUUAGUGGCCAAUCUAAGGAGGACCCUGACGAAGUGUAAAGUGCUCGGAUGGAUGGAGCAGAUUACCGGUCACGGCUUCAAUGGGACCUACCAGUUGUCAUUUCCUUUCUACCCGAGUCCCACCAUCUUGUACCCAGACAAGUUCAAAGAAGUUCCAAAGAAAGAUGCUGCCCCUCCAGCUAAGCGAAGGCGAACAGUUGAAUCUUCAGAUGAAGAAGAGGAAGAGUCAGAAGAAGAGGAAGAGUCUGAGGAUGAAGCCCCACCCCCUAAGAGGAAAUCUCAAAAGAGGCCUCCACCCAAGGCUCGCCGUCCUCCUCCACCCAAGAAAUCUCCGAGCUCCAGUCAGUCAAAAGCUAAAGGCAGAGGACGUCCGCUCGCAAAGAAGUCUCCAGCCAAGAAAGCAGUGUCUUCAGCCAAAAGGUCAGUAAAGAAGCAGUCGGCUUCUAAGAAGGAAUCAGAAUCGCCAUCUAAAGCCACGCCUGUCAAGAGAGGUGCCCCUGCAAAAAAGCCCAAAACACCAGCUGUGAAAAAGCUAAACAAAAGGGGGUCCAAGCGACCUGUGUCCAGGGAGUCGUCCCCCGAGGAGCCCGUAGCCACGAAGGAGACAACAAGGAGCGGUUCCAAGCGCUCUAAGGCCGAAGAGUCGCCCCCGGAGGCGCCUGCACCUAAAAAGCAAGCGACCAAAGGUGGAUCCAAACGACCUGAGCCCGAGGAGGAAUCCCCCGCAGAGCCUGCAGUGAAAAAGGGGGCCAAGAGCAGCAAGCAGUCUGCUCGCAAGUCUAAGAGAGGGAAAUACUGAACCCAGGAGCACCUUCCACAAACUGGGCUGAAUAUGCAGCAGUCUGCCGCUUUAGUUUCAGUGCUCUCUCUUUAUAUCAUUGUUUUCUCCCUCUUUAAUGGGGCCGUAGGUUUUUUUUUUUUUUUUUUUUUUAAUUGUAGAAUAAGAACAUUAUCCUACCAGUUAACUGUAUUUUGAGAGUUUCUGAAUUUAAUUUUUUUAAUCACCAUAUGUAGAAAAGCUCCGUUAGUGUUACCGGUGAAGCUGCCAUCUCGGGAAAGUGUAGGAACAUCGAGCAUACUGUAAAACUAGAGCCACGUAGUGACUUCAGUUUUGUUAUGUUUUUUUUUGUUUGUUUGUUUUUGUUUUUUAAAAAACAUGUUCCUCAUUUACUCUGUAGGUGCUGGCAUCACACAUUCCUAAUCUCAAAUCAAAGAUCAGUGUUUUGGAGGAGUGAAAAUGGUGUCAGUUUUAGGUUUAAAAGUAGGUUUAAAAGUUCAAAAGCUUACUAAUGAUAUUACAUUGUAAAACGCAGAAGUUAAGGCUGCUGGCUUUUGUCCCAGGAUUAAAUUAAACUUCGGUCAUGCACUACUGCAUCCAAAUCUGAACUUUUAUCCGUAUUUAUCGUUUAUAUGAUUUCAUUCUUUAUUAUUACCAAUAAUUUAUAUUUGGUUAUUUAAACAGAUAUACCCCCUGGAAAAGAUUAGGCCUGCAGGUGCCAAGUUGAGAAUAAAUUACUGUUAGUAUUCAAGUCAUACUAAGGAAAAAAUGUCAUUUUGAGGUGUGUGUGUGUGUGUGUGUGUGUGUGCGUGCGUGCGCGUGUGUGCGUGUAUGUGUGUAAGCGAGCAUAUACAUAAAUUGAUUUUUAUUGCUUCACUUCUGUAUUCAGUACCAAACUGUAAGAACUGUGUGUUGUGAAUAAGAAAAAGGAGGAUAAUAGCUCAUAACUUCCCUGCAUGCAUGUAUCCCUUGUGUUGUUAAGCUUUUUUCCAAGUCAUUAAUAAAAUGGCUAUAUUUGUA